Molecule: messenger RNA, 713 nt
Organism: Wasmannia auropunctata (little fire ant)
Lineage: Eukaryota; Metazoa; Arthropoda; Insecta; Hymenoptera; Formicidae
Exons: 2
Source: RefSeq, a predicted model, not a curated record
AUGCACGCGGGAUGCUACGUCGAAGUGCCGUGGGAGAUAGCGACGAAACGAGCGGUGGUCAACAUGCGCUCGACGGACAACAACGCGUGCUUCGCGUGGUCGGUGGUCGCUGCUCUGCACCCCGUGGAAAGACACGCGGAUCGGGAGUCGUCGUAUCCGCAUUACGAAACGGUGCUCGAGUUCGCGGGUAUCGAGUUUCCGAUGACUCUAAAAGACAUUACGAAAUUCGAACGUGCGAACGACGUGUCGAUAAACGUGUACUGUAUCGAGAAGGAGGGGGGUGAACUAUCUGUUCUUCCGAUACAAUUGACCGGUCGAAAGAUGGAGAGGCAUGUCAACCUGUUGCACAUGCAGGAUCCACGAGACAGCAGCAUCGGCCACUUCGCGUGGAUAAAAAAUCUGUCCCGCCUCGUGAGCUCUCAACUCAGCAAGAAGCAACACAAGAAAUUCUUCUGCGACAAAUGCCUGCAUUACUUCAGCUCGCAGGAACGACUGGAUGCCCACACCGUGGAUUGCAACGAGCUGAACGAGUGUGCGGUAGAGCUGCCGAAAGAAGACGCGAAAUGGUUAACGUUCAGCAAACACGGUAACAAGGAACGUGCACCGUUCGUCGUGUACGCCGACCUGGAGUGCGUUCUAGAGAAGAUGGACCCGAAUCUGCCUGAAUCUCAACACCACAAGGUACACAGUAUCGGAUACUAUGUGCACUGCUC